GAGUGGAGAGGGAAGGGGAGGGGACUGGGUGUAGCCUGGAUUUCUCUCUCCCUCGUGUUCUCUCCUGCGAGCGUCUCCCUGGUGCUACUGCUGUUGCCGUUGCUGUUGCUGUUGCUGCUGCUGCUGCUGCUGCUGCUGUUGCUGCUGCUGCUGCUGUCGCUGUCUCCAUCCCCCUUCGAUGGCAUUUGGGUUUGGUAAGUUAGAUCAUGAGGCGCCGGGAGGACUUCUCCAGGGCCCGACAGCGCUGAAGGGGAAGGAAGCAGCUGCAGCAGCAGCAGCAGCAGCAACCGCCCAACCCCGAACCCCUUUUGCUGGGAAGAGGUGGGGGGGAGGGGGAAGGAGAUAGAGGGUGGAGUAGGGGGUUCGGAGGCAGGAAGGGUGUGUGGGGGGAGGGUCGCAUUUCUUGCCUGACUGGGGGAGGGAGGGUGGGGGGAGGGAGGAGGGUCUGUUCCCUCCCGGCGGGGACUCUCCCGAGGUUUUGCUCGGGACUCCCCGAUGGUUGUGACCGGGCUCCGAGAGAGCUUCAGAUCUCACCCCCGCCGCUGCCACCGCCACCACCUCCACCGCCACAGCCACCGCCACAGCCACAACCACAGCCACAGCCGUGCGUGCGCCUUGUCCUCCUCCUGCGCUCCCUCUGCACUAGGAUGCUGCGGCAGGUUCUGCACAGAGGCUUGAGGACGUCUUUCUCCCGGCUCGGCCACUUCAUUGCCAGUCACCCCGUCUUCUUCGCCUCCGCCCCCGUGCUCAUCUCCAUCCUCCUGGGGGCCAGCUUCAGCCGCUACCAGAUAGAGGAGAACGUGGAACACCUGCUGGCGCCCAAGCACAGCCUGGCCAAGAUCGAGAGGAAUCUAGUCAACAGUCUCUUCCCGGUAAACCGCUCCAAGCACCGGCUCUAUUCGGACCUGCAGACUCCCGGGCGUUACGGCCGGGUUAUCAUCACCUCCUUCCAACAGGAGAACAUGCUGGACCAGCACCACACUGACCUGAUCUUAAAGUUGCACUCUGCUGUGACCAGGAUGCAAGUACAAAGACCUGGUUUUAAUUAUACAUUCGCUCAUAUAUGUAUCCUGAAUAAUGAUAAGACUUGCAUAGUGGAUGACAUAGUACACGUCCUGGAGGAAUUAAAGACUGCUCGUGCCACAAACCGGACCAAUUUUGCAAUCACAUAUCCAAUCACUCACUUAAAAGAUGGGAGGGAAGUGUAUAAUGGACACCAGCUGGGUGGUGUAACUGUGCACAGCAAAGAUCAGGUCAAAUCCGCACAAGCCGUCCAGCUCACCUAUUAUCUGCAAACAAUCAACUCUUUAAACGACAUGGUGGCAGAGAGGUGGGAGUCCAACUUUUGUGACACAGUCAAACUUUUCCAGAAGUCUAAUGGGAAAAUCAAAAUGUACCCUUACACAUCCUCGACACUGAGGGAAGACUUCCAGAAGACCAGUCGCGUAUCUGAACGUUACCUGAUCACAAGCCUGGUCCUAAUGGUCACUGUGGCUGUCCUCUGUUGCUCCAUGCAGGACUGUGUCCGCAGCAAGCCCUGGCUGGGCCUCCUUGGAUUGGUCACAGUAAGCCUGGCCACACUAACUGCAGCCGGGAUUAUUAAUCUGACUGGUGGGAAAUAUAAUUCCACCUUCCUGGGAGUCCCCUUCGUCAUGCUAGGUCAUGGAUUAUACGGGACUUUUGAAAUGUUAUCCUCCUGGAGGAAAACUAGAGAAGACCAACAUGUUAAAGAGAGAACUGCAGCUGUCUAUGCAGACUCCAUGCUCUCCUUUUCUCUCACCACUGCCAUGUACCUGGUCACCUUUGGAAUCGGUGCCAGCCCUUUCACUAACAUUGAAGCAGCCAGAAUUUUCUGCUGUAAUUCCUGUAUUGCAAUCUUCUUCAACUACCUCUAUGUACUCUCAUUUUAUGGUUCCAGCCUGGUGUUUACUGGCUACAUAGAAAACAAUUACCAGCAUAGUCUCUUCUGCAGAAAAGUCCCAAAGCCAGAGGUGUUGCAAGAGAAGCCUGCAUGGUACAGGUUUCUUCUGACGGCCAGAUUCAGUGAGGAUACGACGGACGCAGAGGAAGCAAACACGUAUGAAAGUCACCUAUUGGUAUGUUUCCUCAAACGCUAUUACUGUGACUGGAUAACCAACACUUAUGUUAAGCCUUUUGUAGUGCUCUUUUACCUUAUUUAUAUUUCCUUUGCCUUAAUGGGCUACCUGCAGGUCAGGGAAGGGUCAGACCUUAGUAACAUCGUAGCAACGGCGACAAGAACCAUUGAGUACACUACUGCCCAGCAAAAGUAUUUUAGUAACUACAGUCCAGUGAUUGGCUUUUAUAUCUAUGAGUCAAUAGAAUACUGGAAUACAAGUGUUCAAGAAGAUGUGCUGGAGUAUACCAAGGGGUUUGUGAGGAUAUCAUGGUUUGAAAGCUACUUGAAUUAUCUUAAGAAACUCAAUGUGUCUACUGGCUUGCCCAAGAAAAAUUUUACAGACAUGUUGAGAAACUCCUUCCUGAAAGCCCCCCAGUUCUCACAUUUUUCAGAGGACAUCAUCUUCUCCAAAAAGUACAACAAUGAGGUUGAUGUUGUGGCUUCCAGGAUGUUCCUGGUAGCCAAAACCAUGGAAACCAACAGAGAAGAGCUCUAUGAUCUCCUAGAGACCCUAAGAAGACUUUCUGUCACCUCCAAGGUGAAGUUCAUAGUGUUCAAUCCAUCCUUUGUGUUUAUGGAUCGAUAUUCUUCCUCUCUGGGAGCUCCCCUGCAGAACUCCUGCAUUAGUGCUUUAUUUCUGCUCUUCUUCUCUGCGUUCCUGGUGGCAGACUCCCUUAUUAACGUUUGGAUCACCCUAACGGUCGCCUCAGUUGAGUUUGGAGUGAUAGGUUUCAUGACAUUGUGGAAAGUAGAACUGGACUGCAUUUCUAUGCUGUGCUUAAUAUAUGGAAUUAACCACACAAUUGACAACUGUGCUCCACUAUUAUCAACAUUUGUCCUGGGCAAGGAUUUCACAAGAACUAAAUGGGUAAAAAAUGCCCUGGAAAUACAUGGGGUAGCUAUUUUACAGAGUUACCUCUGCUAUAUUGUUGGUCUGAUUCCUCUUGCAGCUGUGCCUUCAAAUCUGACCUGUACACUGUUCAGGUGCUUAUUUUUAAUAGCAUUUGUCACCUUCUUUCACUGCUUUGCCAUUUUACCUGUGAUACUGACUUUCCUACCACCCUCCAAGAAAAAAAGGAAAGAGAAGAAAAAUCCCGAAAAUCGGGAGGAAAUUGAGUGUGUCGAAAUGGUGGAUAUGGAUAGUACCCGAGUGGUUGACCAAAUUACAACAGUCUGACUGUGUCUAUUUUUUUGCUUUUUUUCACCCUAGGUCUUAUUAAGAGCAAAGAGAUUAUGUUGAUGAAAUGAUGUUGGUUCUCUCUCUCUCUCUCUCUCCCUCUCCUUUGCCCUCCCUCUCUCCUAAUUCUCUCUCUCUCUCUCUCUCUCUCUCUCUCUCUCUCUCUCUCUCUCUCUCUCUCUCUCUCUCUCUCUCUUCUCAUUCUUUCUCUCUCUCUCAUUCUUUCUCUCUCUCUUUCUCUCUCUCAUUCUUUCUCUCUCUCUCACACACACACAUUCUUUCUCUCUCUCUUUCUCUCUCUCUGUCUCUCUCUCAGAAAUAGGUAUAUUCAAAACAGUGGAGGAAAAGGGAAAAUAAGCAUGCCAUGUUUUCUGUCUCCAAAAUAAGCCAAUGUUAUUAGAAAGAAUUAAUACACACACCCCACAUGCACCGACACUCACCAUGCAUGCACAUACACACACAUACACAUACAUGACUUUUAUUCCCUAAAAUAAGAUCUGAUAAGGGAAAAUGCAUUAGGAAGCAGGAUCCUACUAUUUGCCAUAGUUGUUAUUGGGCUGUGACUGAGUCCCACUGAUUGAAAGGUCAACUGUCAAGGCUAGUGUAGUUUAGCUUUACAAACUUUCUGCAGAGCAAUAAUUCAAGUCAGUGAGUCAGCUAUUUGAGAUUCUUAGCCAUUGUGUAUCAUUUUUAUUUUUUCCCUUAAUGAAAAAGUUCAUAAAAGUUUUCCCCAACAAAAAUAAGCUAGAAAUGCCAUAUUCCCUUUGCUAAGUGAGAAAUGUAUUUUACCCCCCAAAAAAUCAUUUGAAGGAAGUAAAUUUAUUUUCUAAAGACUGAUCUACAUCCUUAUCAAUAUUUUAAUGAUUUUGUAUUUGAUCAAUGUACCUUUUUUUUAAAACUGUCUGUCUUCAGCAAGAAUGUUUAGCAGCUUCUUACGAAAGAGGUCCAAUUUCUCAAUGAGCACUUUUCAAGUAACCAUUGACCAGUAAAAACAGUGCAAAAUCCAAAUAUUUAGGCAUUAUGAUGGCAAAAAAAAAAAUACAUUUCUCUGUUUAUGGAGAUUGUUGAGGCUACAUUCACAUUUCAAAGGCACUCCAUUUUGGUGAGGAACAGUCCAACUGCUGAAGUUGUUUAUAGAAGAGUCACUACAGUUCAGUCUAUUAGUCUUAAAAGUGUUGGGGAGGCAGGAGAUGCAUUCCUAAGGAAACUAAGUGAUUACUUGCUAAAACAUCCAACUUAUAGUGCCAACCUACUUUACCUGUAAGGCGUGGCUUGCCUUAACUGUUAGUUUCAAUAUUGUACACAAAAAAAGAGGAAAGACUAUGGACAGGAAGGUGCUUAGCCCAACUAACCCCAGAAAGAGCAAAUGCUAUGGCAUUACAGGGAAGUAAAUGGGCAAGUGAGCUGUAGAAAGCAGCUAGAUAAGUUAUAAACACAAAACUAAUUGAUGGUAUGGAUCCGCUUUCCCUUGGUCUUUUGAACUUUGAUUCCCAUUGCUAGGUGAUAUUCUUUUCCAUCUUGAUGGCCUUUUCCUCAAAUGUCCCUCUUUUAAUAGCAAGAUCUUCCUCUAUGUUGGCAUUCCUGGGUUUUGGUGCAGUUGACCAAUAGCUAGAAGAAUUGUUCAUGAAUCAAGUAAGAAUUAAUCUGAUCAGAAAAUAGCUGUGCUCAUGAAUUGUGAGUGAUUCCCAGGUCCUGUUUUUCCUAGAUUCUUGGAUAAGACUUUUCCAUAAGUUGACAUUCCUGGGUUUUUGUGCUGUUGGCCAAAAGCUGGAUAAAGAAGAAUUAAUGGUUAUGAAUCAAAAUCGGCCUAAUCUAAAUAUAGCUAUACUUAUGGGUGGUUCCUAGGACCUGUUUUUCUUGGACCCUGUAAAAACAAAAGUAGAGCCAAGGAAAGUUUGAGACUAUUGCAAUAGUUCCCUUAUGAAGAUGUAUUCUGAGUGGGUAUACUAGAGACCAAUUUCCAAAUACGUCUUACUUAGCAAACAUUUUAUUUGCUAUUAUAUCAACAGACCAAGCUGCUUACUUUUCUGACAAAGUUUAAAAUGGACAUUUUACCUUCCAUCUUUAUCUUUUUCACUUGGUUCCUUUGGGAUAUUUCUCACCUCCACCACGUCUGUGGGAGAUUUUCUUGAAUUUCAUUUAUAAGAUUUCAGUGACCAUCUCAUAGAAACUUAUGCCCAAGCACUUUUGUAAUUGAGUUGGCCCAAAUGCAUUCAAAAGGGGCCACUUAGUAAAAAUUUCCAGACAGUUCAGGUAAUUUUCAUACAAAAUUAUUUGAUAAAUUCAUCUUCCUGAAUAUGGAACCUCAUACACUUACUAGCUGUAUGAGCCUGGGAAAGUCCCUUAACUCACUGUGCCUCAAUUUCCUUAUCUGUAAAAUGGAGGGGUUCAACUUUAUUACCUCUGAGGUCCCUUCCCACUCUAAAUCUAUGAUCUUCCCCCAACAUGUCUUUUGCCUGUAUAGACACAGUCUAAAGAAAUAAAUAAGUGGAGGCACCUGGGUGGCCCAGUGGAUUGAGAGUCAGGCCUAGAGACAGGAGGUCCUAGGUUCAAAUCUGGCCUCAGACACUUCCCAGCUGUGUGACCCUGGGCAAGUCACUUGACCCCCAUUGCCUAGCCCUUACCACUCUUCUGCCUUGGAACCAAUACACAGUAUUGACUCCAAGAUGAUUCUCUCUAAUGCAAAGCUCAUUCCCUUAGUCCAUUCUACAGACAUACUAAGCAAUAUGCCAUAUAUUUAUGCAUUCUACCAGAAGAUAAUGGGUCUUAAUAUGGGAAAAGAUUUGACCCUAAGAAAAGACAAGUCACAUAAUGGAACUAAGAUCAAUUAUGUCUCCAAAGGGUUUGUAAGAAGUGAGUUUUAUUUAUAAAAACACUGCUAAAGAAGGAGUUAGUUUGAUGGGUUUUUUUAAUCCUACAUUACUGAAUCAUUUUCAGAACAGUAUGUUCAAAAUCAGCAAUUGAUUUAGUGUUGGCAACAUGAAGUAAUGUAGCUAAAAGGACCCCAUAAAACUGAUACAAGAGGCGAACCAAUUAAAUGGAUUUUGUUGAGAAUUAAUCAUUCAAUUUGGUCAACCAAAAUGUCUUCUUAUGGAGCAUUAUUUUAUGACAGAUGUUCAUCUAAUUGUAUUGAGUCUCUGUACCUUUGGGAGUUAUAUAUGGAAAUGAAGGGAAUUUUAAUACUUUUCAACUAUUCUAAUAAUCAUCUAAAUUCAAGACUUAUAAACCUCUAACUGGUAUUUUAGUGGACCUAUAGAAUGCCUCCAUCUAGACCUGGAAAUUUAUGUUCUGAGACUAUUGAAUAGGUUUUAAUUUGUGAAAUGGUUCAGACCCACAAAGAAGCUUUCCUCAACUAUUAUCCAGAAUCACACUCUCACAAAACAAAGAAUACUUUUUAGCUUUCAGUUUGUGAAAUUUUAUGCAUUGAAUUGUUACUUAGAGGGAAGAAAUGGAGUCCUGAAAAUGCUCACAAAAUUUUUAAAGUUCAGAUUCCAAAAGAAAUUCUGCCACUUCAGUUUAACCAAAGAAAUGUAGUAGUUGUUUUUUUGUUUUGGUUUGGUUUGGUUUGGGGGGAAGUUUGCCAAAGAAAAUAUUCGUCUCUUCAAAAACACUUUUCUACUCAGCCAUAUAAAAAGUUUGAUGUUAAAGCCCUUUGUCAAAGGGGGAAAUCAUCAAGGUAAUGGUACCUUGUAGUUAGUUUUGUUAUCUAGUCACACUCAACAGAAGGUACCUUGUGCCCACAGGAGAUUGACGUACCUAGAGGGGAUAGAGGCAGGAAGAAUGCUAGCCAAAAUAGGUCCCAACAAUUCUGGAAGUAGGGUACAACAUUCUCCUAUUUAAAAUGGUCUAUGAAUUUUCCUGGCCAAGAUAAUAACAUAUUACAUUUAGGUUUGGGGGGAUGGGGACAGAAAGAGCUCCUGAGACAUAUUUUCUCCAUUGUUUCAUGUUAAAUAAGUCUGACCAUUAACCUCUGCCAGUCUCCUAUCUUCUCAACUCUCACUCAGAUAUCCUUUGUGUGAGAAACUCAGUGUAUCUGCAAGUGCCAUAUUUCAUAUCCAUUUCUGAAAAAGACAUUUUAUAAUGGUUUAAAUAAAUGAUCCUUUAAAUGGAUUUUUUCAUUUGCUAGACCAUCCUUACAUUUUUCUAGCUAUUACUUAAUUGCCUUAUGGCAAUACUAGGAGCCUCAUAUUACCUUUGACUAUAUUUAAUCCAUUUCUAAUUUAAUUAUGCAGUGUUUCAAGCCCUAAUUGUUUUGAGAUCCUCAUUUAAAGUAUGACUUUGAUGAGCUUUUCAUAAACUAUUCCUACCAAUAGAUGACAUAGCCCUUUUGCUCUCUGACACAAACAGAAAGGAUCUGAUCAUCUUUUUCCCAGUGUAGGUUAAAGUGCUCACUAGCAGAUACUUAUGCAUGUGUGCUGUGUGUUUGUGUGUGUGUGUGUAUGAUUGUAUAUAUGUAUAUGUCCAGAUGUAAUGGCAAGCCUAGUCGUAACAGAGAUAGGAGCCAGGAGACCUGUAAUUUGAAGAAACUCUAUUCAUCCUUAUUCAAUAAUACUGACCCUCAUGACCAAUUAUUUUACCUACAUAGGCACAGUUCUUUAAAUCUUGAAGGGUUUUCCAUCUUCUAGAGGCUCCUUUUACCAUGCAAACAACUUAAUCAAUAGCUUCAAGGAAGACAUAGGUAUGGGACAAAGGAUACGUGUCAGUAUGGGCCAGAGAUUUCAUGGAGGCUUGGCUUAGCAUAGUGGACAAUUGGCAAGCAGUAAUUCACAGCCCUCAUCUGAGGGAAAGACCCCUCAAAAGUUUGUCUUUGAUGUAUAAUAAGUAAAAUAUGCUUUUCUGCUAUUAUUUGAAGAGCACAGAUUUAAGGGAGGGAAGAUCAGAACUUCAAAAUGAUAAUAUAACAUUAAUUCUUCUGGAUCCACAGGAAAAGAAAUCUGAAUGAGAGCAGCCAGCACAUUGCAGCAAUACUCCCUGUGGUGGUUACAACUGUUUUUUUUUCCUAUUUCAUGCCAUUCCAAGAGAAUGAAAGGAGGAAGCCUGAAUGAGCUAGAAUCAUUUCACUGUUGGCAUGAAUGGCCAGUGUCAGAUUUUUCUCCCCAGUUCUUCUCUUACCUGCAUCCCCUUUUCCCCCAGGUGUUCUCUUUGAAGUCCCUUUGAUGUCCCUUCAAGCUCCUUGCUAGUCAGGAAAAGUAUAGCACCAGAGAAUUGCCCUCUGAGAGGAUUUUCUAGUCAGAUUAAAAUUAGCACUGUGAGAGCCAGGAGAAACCUGCCUGGCAUCGAAAACAAGCUUGCUUUACAAGUAUAAAGAAGGAAAGGGACACAACUUUGCCCCUUGCUGACAAGAGUGGCUAUUCCUGUGAAACAUGCCAGCUUCUGCCUCAGUGUUCCAAAUAACAGAAUGACAGAACUGAAGGUGCUCUGAAUGAUCUUUCCCAUUCCUCCCCCUUUUCUUUAGAUGAGAACAGUCAAUGGCUGAGUCAAAACUAGAAUAUAGAUUGUGUUACUGGAGCUCAGGACUAGUAACUGAUUGACCAAGUUUAUACAUUCUUAAGAGUUAAAUUUUCUAGAUAAUUCAUAAGCAUCAAAAAUAACUGUGAUAAACAUUGAAUCCUGAUUUAAGGGUCCUUAUUCUGGCUAAUGAAAUGACUACAUAUAUGUAUGAUAUCAUUGACAAACAUUCAAUUUAACCAGUAUUUAUAGUUUCUAGUGCCUUUAUAUUGGCAAUAUCCACUCUGAUGAUAGAGAGGCCUGAAGAAUUCUCUCACAAAGCCUAUGUCCUGCUGGGUAAUACAGCGGAUCAAUGUAAACAAAAAAAUGAACACAAGAUUAGUUGAAGAGAGUAGGAUACUUACAACAUGAGGAACCAGAAAAGGCUUUCUUAGGGGGUGGCACUUAAACUAAUUCCUGAAGGAAGCCAAAGACUUAAGGUGGAAUUUCCACUAUGGAGAAUAAGCUGUUCAAAGGCAUGGGAGCAGUCGAUGAAGUGAUGAGUUUAGAUGAAGGGACGGGGGCCAAUUUGGCUGGUCCAUGAAGGAGAGUAAUAUGAAAUAAAUCUGAAAUGUAGCCCAAGUUGUUAAGAGCUUUAAAUGUCAAGAUGACAAGUUUGUAUUUUAUCUUAUACACAAUAGGUAGCCACUGAUGCCCCUUGAGGUAGGGAGUUACACUUUAAGUCUUAGAGUCUAAGAUGUGCUGAAAAUGUUUCUCAUUAUUGGUUCUCCCCUUCAAGCCCUGAACCAAAAGAAGAGGUUAUGACUUAAAUUACAGUCUUUAUGUGAGGAGAAGGCUAUAUAAUGCUACAGAUGAUCUCUUCAAUUUAACAUACAGUUUCUCAUAUGGUUUCAUACAGAAACAUACAAUGUACUCAUAACUUUCUUAUCUCCUUUACAGAAAAUAUACUCAGGGUCAUUUACUUCCCCUUGACAAAAACCUAUGAAGAUAUUAUUAGAGUGAGGACAAGUUCCCCCUCCUUAUAUCCCAGGAAAUGGCCUCUUUCUGGGUGGCAUGGUAUUAGUGCAUUUGGACUGAAGAUCAAAUGACAGCAGUGUCAUAUCAUGUCCUAAUCUUGGAAAUCUUCCCAAAGAUAAAGUCCAAUCUCCUUGUCCACAUGUAGGUAUGGAUGCUAAGUAUUCUUGUGUACCUUGAUAACCAGGGUAAUCUUGUUCACAGUAAUCUGCCUUGGCUUGGCUCCAGUUCUUUUAAUGGCAAAUACAAGCCUAGGUGUCUUGUCUUACAGCCACAGUUGUGCUCUAAGUAUCUAGCUUUCUAUCUCAAUCAUGAAAGUGAAAUAGAAAUCAAAUUUUUCAUUGAGUUUGCUUCUCAUAAACUUUCUUACCCUAAGUUACUCUAUAGAGAAUAGUAGGAUGGUGAAAAUACAUACAAGAUUAAACUAAAUACAAAGGCAGUGAGAAUGCCUCCUAGACAAACAAGAUGGUGUAUGCCUCUGAGCUCUGUUAUUGGGGGCAGCUGAGGCCAGUGAAUCACUUGACCUUGAUGGUUCUGAGCUACAAUAGGGCUAAGCCCAUUAAGUAACUAUACAAAAGCCAAACCAAUACAGUGAACCUUGGAAAAUGGGGGAGCUACCAGGCAGUCACCACCCACUAGAGAAGGGUGAAUCAACCUGGAUCAGAAACAAAACAAGCUUCUAUGCCUAUCAGUAGUUGCAUUAGAUAUCUGAGUACUUCCAGCUAGGCCAAGAUAGGGAGACCCAGUAUCUAAAAGAAGAGUAAAGAACGAGACUAAAAAUGACUGCAGUGAGCUAAAAGCCCCAGAGCUUUAAAGAAGAAGGGGGCAAUGCCGGGUAACCAACUCUUCUUCUAGAAUAAAUUCUUUAAGAGCCAAACAUGAAUUUUAGUGGUUAUCAUGGAGAAAUCAACUUUGAAACUUUUAAAAGUUUCACCAGUUCAGAAGGAGGGCAGAAAACCAACAAUUUGGAGGCCUCUUUGCACAAUGCUUAUGAGUUGCUGACUCAAGAUGGCAAUGACUUAGACUCCACCACCUGACUAUCACUAUAUCACUCCUGAGAAACUCCUAAUGGCAUCAUUUCUCAAAAUAGUUUCUUUAAUUUUAAGGUAAAUUUCAAAUAGUAAUGGCAUAGUUUUGCAGAUACCUAAGACAUGUUGAAAAAAUUAUCAAAAGAAAAAAAAAUGACCAACUUUCCCUCCAAUCAUCAAUGUAGUCGAGGUGAUUAUUGGGAGCCUGCAGAUGUAACAGUGCUGCUCAAAACUCUGUUUUCCAUUUUUAUUAAAAUGGCCUGCUAAAUUUGAGGUACAGCUUAAUUCUUUUGAAGAUUUGGCUGGAGGGUCUAUGAUAAUUAUACUAUUGCUAUAAUGAUGUCUUAAAAGACCACUUCCUCAACCUUUUACAGGUUGUUUGCAAGAAGGCACUAAAAAGCAUAUCCUCUUCCCAACCAGUAGGUGUUAAGAUACAGAAAGUUGGCAGUGUUCAGCCAAAAGUAUUAGAAUAGAUCCAUGUAGAUACCAUUAUUUUUUGUUGUUAUUCAGACAUUUGUGAUUCCAUUCAGGGUUUUCUUGGCAGAGACAUAAGAGUGAUUUGCCAUUUCCUUCUCCUCCUCAUUUUACAUAUGAGGAAACUGAGGCAAACAGAGUUAAGUGACCUGUCCAGUCACACAACUAAUAAGUGUCUGAGGCCAUAUUUGAACUCAGAAAGAUGAGUCUUUCUGACUCCAGGUCCUAUAGUCUAUCUACUACGCCACCUAGUGCCCCAUACCAUAGUUACAGGCUGGAAAAUACCAGAGUAAAAGACAUAUCUUGUUCAGAGUUAACCAUACUGCAAACAAAAAUCUUCUUGCCUCGUUAAGUAAAUAGAACUAUUGGAAAUUGCACCAUUGUAUAUUUUCCUAGUUCCCUAUGGGAUAUCAAGCACUUUCUUUACAUCUCCAAGUUACAGUAGCACGGAGCACCAAGUUACCUUUCAACCCUAAAAAUUCUCCCUUAACGUAACAUCAUGAGAAUUUGUCUAGUCUUUUUGUAGGCUGGUAUCCCAUUUUUAAGCUAGCUGUCUACAGAAGUAGCCACAAACCUCAUUCAUCCCUAUCAUGUGUUUGAUAGUAGCACCAAAUAGCUUCUAGCUACCUCAGGAAAAGAACUUAGCAUCCAGGAAAGCAAGGAAAUUGAAAAAAAAUCAUUCUGAAGGAAAAUCUACCCAAGUAAACCACAAAAGCACACAAGUGAAAGAUGAGGCUAAAAAGAUAGUGAAUAUAUUUGGAGAGUCACAUAAGAGAGGGUUAAUAGGAUUUAAAUCCAAUUUUGUAUGAACUAAAAAAAAAACAUUUUGAAUUAUUGGCCUAUAAUCGCACUUUAGAAAUUUGUUCAUUUCCAGAAACAUCCAGGCUCUGUUCCUAUUGUGUAUGAUCCCAUAGUUCAGCUGCCAAUCAUUGACUAUGAAUUUAUAACCCCAGUUAGAAGCAGGGAUCAGUCUUAAUGACUGCCAGGACCAAACCAGGCAAUGUUCACUCUUAAGUUCUGAAAGUUUUGGGCCAAAUUCAUUCCUAUCAACAAACAAAUAUUUCAAAACUUCAAAAAGUAUUCUUAGCCAGUAAUUUAUUUUAUUCUUUAAAACCCUCCUGUUGCUAGUACUUAUAAUUCUUAAGAGGAAGGAAUGAAAUAAGUAUUUGUUUAGUAACUACAUUGUGGCAGGCACUUUGCUAAGAGCUUUUUACCAAUAUUAAGCAGACUAUAAGUUUCUUGAGAACAAGAACUAUAUUAUUUUUGUCUUUGUGUUAUUAGCCUAGAAUCAGACCUGACAGAUUGAAGGGGUUUAAUAAAUCAUUGUUAAAUCAAAUUACUAGUUAGCCUUUGAAAUGAUGCUUUCCUCCUCAAUUUUCAAGGGGAAGAAAAUGAAAAGAAGUACACAUACUCCUUCAAAAUCAUGGUAUUGAACUUUGCCCUAUGUAAAUAAGAGUUUGAAACCUAAAAAUGCUAUUUCUCCUUCCUUACUGUAAUCUAUAUUGAAAGGAGUACCUACAUUUUCUUUUUUUAUGUACAAUAUUUUGCUGUCACCAUGAUGUAUAUUUAAUAAAUCCUAAGACAACAGAGUUUGUUGAUAGUAAGGUAAACAAUAUGGUAGUGUUCAAAAUUUUAUCAUUUCUUUUCCUAGUACAGACUUGAUAUCAUCCACAUAUACCAGUAAUUUAUUUAUUUUUUAAUCCUUACCUUCCAUCUUAGGAUCAAUACUGGGUAUUGGUUCCAAGACAGAAGAGCAGUAAGGGCUAGGCAAUAAAGGUUAAGUGACUUGCCCAGGGUCACAUAGCUAGGAAGUGUCUGAGACCAUAUUUGAACCCAGGACCUCCCAUCUCUGAGCCUGGCUCUCAAUCCACUGAGCCACCAAGCUGCCCCUCACAUAUACCAGUAGUGGAUUCCUAUUCACUAAGAAAAUAAAGGAGACAGGGAGCUGUAAAUUAUGAAUGGAAUUGCGCAUAGCAGGGUAGGCAGUGAGUUCAGCCCAACAAAUUUCAGUACAAAGAAUGCAGCAACUAACUGCAAAGGAAUUCAAACCACUCGUUCUAUUGGCAAUAGGUUAACCAUGAAACUUUAAUGGGUAUAAAAGGGUAUGUGCUUAAGGGGAAUUGAAAGAAAACUUGAUGAAACAAUUUCUACAAUGAGUUAAAACCUCACGAUGGAAAGAAAUCUAAAGGCCUAAUUAGGUCAUCAUAAAACAAAUUACAGUUAACACUUGAAAGAGAACUGGAUAUCAACUUUACAAUAAAAGUAUACAAGUUUGUAGGGGAAAUAGUAAUAUUGAAAUCAUCACCCCAAAACUAGAUAUUUUGUACCAGUUAAUCUUACUAUUUUCCUAAAUAUCUAUACCCUUUAAUUGAACACACCUACAAAUGUAUGGCAGAAUCUUACUGGUGACUCUUAUUAUUGUCUGUUGUUGUGGUGGUUGUUGUCAUUCAGUCAUGUCUGACUCUUGUUGGCCCUGUGGACCAUAGCAUACCAGACUUUUCUAUCUUCCACUAUCUCUGAAAGUCUUAAGUUCAUGUUCAUUCUUUCCAUGACACUCUAUCCUCAGCCAUCUCCUUCUUUUGCCUCCAAUCUUUCCCAACCUCAAAGUCUUUCCAAAUGAGUCCUGACUUUUCAUCAUGUGGCCAGUAUUGACUGAUUUGAUCUCCUUGAUGAUGAAAGGACUCUUAAAAGUCUUCUUCAAUGUCACAAUUUUAGAAAGCGCUGAUUCUGUGGAAGUCAGCUUUCCUUAUAGUCCAAUUCUCACAGCCAUACAUUACUACAAAAAAAAAAAACAA
Molecule: messenger RNA, 14073 nt
Organism: Monodelphis domestica (gray short-tailed opossum)
Lineage: Eukaryota; Metazoa; Chordata; Mammalia; Didelphimorphia; Didelphidae
Gene: PTCHD1
Product: patched domain containing 1
Biological process (GO): chemical synaptic transmission; cognition
Cellular component (GO): synapse; plasma membrane
Source: RefSeq, a predicted model, not a curated record